Thamnophis sirtalis is the source of this 1455-nucleotide messenger RNA. It is a transcript of the gene TMEM151A, whose product is annotated as transmembrane protein 151A. The record is from RefSeq and is a predicted model, not a curated record. Lineage: Eukaryota; Metazoa; Chordata; Lepidosauria; Squamata; Natricidae.
AUGCCAGGCGUGGGGGCAGAAGACGGCGGGCAGCAGCCGGGGGCCGGGGAGCUGCCCACGCUCACCCCGGCUGGGGGACCCCCUCGGGAAGAGCAACGUCCUCUCAAACAGUCUCUGAGCAGCUCGCUGUGCCGGGAGUCCCACUGGAAAUGUCUGGUGCUCACCCUCCUAAUGUUCGGCUGCUUCGGCGUCAUGGCCUGGUGCCGUCUCUCGACGGUGACCCGCCUGAACUACGACGGCUCCUACCGAGGGGCGUCGCUGGUGUAUCAUGACAGCCCGUGCUCCAACGGCUACAUCUACAUCCCGCUGGCGUUCUUGGGCAUGUUGUAUGUGGUGUACCUGGUGGAGUGCUGGCACCGAUUCGCCAAGGGGCAGAUGCAGUUCCGGGUGGACACGGCGAGCGUCUAUGAGAAAGUCCAGCGGAUGCAGCAGGCCACGCCCUGCAUCUGGUGGAAGGCCGUCAGCUACCACUACAUCCGCCGCACGAGGCAGGUGACGCGUUAUCGCAACGGGGACGCUUACACGACCACCCAGGUGUACCACGAGCGCGUCAACACGCACGUCUCGGAGACGGAGUUUGACUACUCAGGCCAUGGGGUGAAGGACGUCUCCAAGGAACUGUUGGGCCUCUCCGAUUACCCCGUGACCAAACUCCGCUUUACGAAAUGCUUCAGUUUUGCCUCGGGGGAGGCGGAAGCUGCGUAUCUGACUCAAAGGGCCCGGUUUUUCGGGGAAAACGAGGGUUUGGACGACUACAUGGAGGCCCGCGAAGGGAUGCACCUCAAAAACGUGGACUUUAAGGAACACAUGUUAGUCUUCCCAGAUCCGGGGCGUCCACCGUGGUACACACGCCGGAGUGUCUUCUGGCUGGCCUCUUUCCUCCUGCUAUCCUGGCCGCUGAGAGUUUUGUCCGAAUACCGUACAGCCAAUGUACAUUAUCACGUCGAGAAACUCUUUGGGGCGGACGACGGGCCCAGCCCGCUGGACGCCGCCGGGACUUACGGCCGUCGAAUCUCACGCGUCAACACGGUGGAUAUGACCGAACUGGAAUGGCACAUCCGUUCCAACCAGCAGCUGGUGCCCAGCUACUCCGAGGCCGUGUUGAUGGACACCACGACAGUGGCGGGCGCGGCCUACCUCCGCAGCUGCCAACGCUGUCGCCGGACUGUCAGCAGCAACUCCCUGCCCUCGCGGGGGACCCGGGCCCUCUACGCCCGCUUGCCGUUUAGCUGCAGCCGCUUCUCGCUGAGCGGCGCCCGGCGAUGCGGGGGGAUUCUCCGGAGCCUGAGUGGAAGCCAGGUGGGCAGCAACAUCGAGACGGAGCCCUUGGAGAGCCCCCCGUGCUACCAGGAUGCGUUGUACUUUCCCGUGUUGAUUGUGCACGGAGGGGAGGGCUGCGAGCGCAACGGGCACAGGCCGGGGCUGGCAGGGAGGGGGCAAGGGACCCCCCUGUGA